AUGACCAAGCCUCGGCCCCGGCGCAAGUCUAGCAGUCUUGGAGGAGAGCCUCGAGGUGACACUGGUGCAUCUGCUCUCGCGACUUUGUCCUUGCUGCCUCAGCGCACAUCUACCCCGACACACGACAAGGCUACCCGAACAUCCAAGCGCCGCAAAGCACGCAGUCUGCUCAGACGUUAUGUCCGCGUCUCGCUCCGUCACACGUGGCUCAAUCCUCUGAUCCUCAUGCUCCUGAUCCUCGCUCUCUACGCCGUCAAUCCCUCGACCUCGAACCCCUUCUACUACUGCAUCUUCCUCGCCUACCCCUUGGACACCCCUGCCGGCGAGCCAAUCCAAUAUGGCAAGGGCAAAGCCGAUUUCGCCUUUGUCGCCUUCUACACCAUCGUCCUGAGCUUCACCCGCGAGUUCCUCAUGCAGCGCAUGAUCCGCCCUCUGGCCAUCCGUCUGGGCAUCCAGAGAAAAGCAAAACAAGCCAGAUUCAUGGAGCAAUUCUACACGGCCAUUUACUUUGCCAUCUUCGGUCCCUUUGGCCUGUACGUCAUGCGUCGCUCGCCCGUCUGGUAUUUCAACACGGAUGCCAUGUUUGAGGGUUUCCCGCACCGCAGCCACGAGGCUGUAUUCAAGGCUUACUAUCUGCUGCAAGCGAGUUAUUGGGCCCAGCAGGCUAUCGUGUUGUUGCUCAUGCUGGAGAAGCCGAGGAAGGAUUUCAAAGAGUUGGUCUUGCAUCAUGUCGUUACUUUGGCUUUGAUCUGGUUGAGUUACCGCUUCCACUUCACGUACAUGGGAAUUGCUGUCUACAUCACCAUGGACAUUUCUGACUUCUUCCUUGCUACAUCCAAAGUCCUCAACUACCUCAACUCUCCCAUCACCGGCCCGUACUUUGGUCUCUUCAUCGGCGUCUGGUUCUACCUCCGCCACUACCUGAACUUCUACAUCCUCUGGGCCACCCUAACCACCUUCCGCACCGUUGGCCCCUAUGAGCUCAACUGGGAAACCCAACAAUACAAAUGCUGGAUCUCGCAAAUCAUUACGUUUUCGCUGUUGUUUGCUCUGCAGGCCGUCAAUGUGUUUUGGUUCGUGUUGAUUUUGAGGAUUGCGUGGAGGUUUGUGAGGAGUUCGGUGGCCAAGGAUGAGAGAAGUGAUGAUGAAGAGGAUGAGGAGGAGGUUGUCGAGGAGCAGGAGAAGGAGAAGUUGAAGGCUAGAAUUAUUCCUAGUGUGGAGUUGAACGGGGAGACACUUGUCGGGGCUACAGGCAGGGAUGCUGAGACCGAGGGCUUGAAGCGCAGAAAUUGA
Aureobasidium namibiae CBS 147.97 is the source of this 1293-nucleotide messenger RNA. RefSeq names its product longevity assurance proteins LAG1/LAC1. The coding region runs from base 1 to 1293 and encodes 430 amino acids. The record is from RefSeq and is a predicted model, not a curated record. Gene Ontology annotation, cellular component: membrane. Gene Ontology annotation, molecular function: sphingosine N-acyltransferase activity. The transcript has 3 exons. Gene Ontology annotation, biological process: ceramide biosynthetic process. NCBI's taxonomy places the organism in Eukaryota, Fungi, Ascomycota, Dothideomycetes, Dothideales, Saccotheciaceae.